AUGUCAGUCAAUGUUGGGCGCUUUUCAGUGCGGGGCAGUGUUUUAUGGCGAAGACUUGGACCUAUUCGAUUAGGAAGUGUGCAUUGUCAAAAUAUAAAGCAAUUUGUUCCUCUUCUCCUUCAUAUCAUACCCCUUAUGAACUCACCAACUUACUCAUCAAGUGAGACUUCAAUUUGCAAUGUUACAACAACAGUUAGCACUGAUCGCUACUUCCCUCUCUCCAAAUUAUUUUUGCCUGCUGGAACUGAAAGGGGGUUAUCCUUCAAGCGUAUCACUUCCAUGCGUUUACCGAAAGCGAAGAAAUCCAAGUCCUCAUUGCGGUAUCUCAAACGGCGUUGCAUCGAUGUUAAGUUCUACUUUGUCGCGAUGCGUCGUUAUCGUGGCCAGAGAAGGGUCUCCUGCUCCCCUCGAAGAUCGGUGCCAUUGGCUAAUGAGAUCGGUGCUUCCAUGGACUCUGCAAACAACCCACAAUUCGAGGGUGUUCCGCAUGUCGCUUACUCAAUAGGUCUUUGUCCAUAUUUGCCCGGGAUUAACGUACAGCAUCGAACAACCCCACGCGAGUGGCAUUGCAUCAACGAAUUCGCUGAUUCCUUGUCCCGCAUUAUCUUGCGAGACCUUCACCUCCCUCCACCUUCAGCCGACUUCAAGUCUGCGACCACAAAACUGUUACAUAAUAACCAUAUUCAUAAUUGUCAGCAACAGCUCAUCGCACCCCAAUCAACUCUCAUUCAAUCGGCUCUUGGCCAUAACAGCAUCGCCUCGCUGCUCGAGGCUACCGCCUCUCGCCUCGAGCAGGUCAUAAUGGGCGAGGCUCUUUGUUCCAUCCUCCCACGACCUAAAUCACCACCACCGCCGCUGUCUUCGCGCCCUUCUUCCCCACGGUACACGCUUGUCCGCUUUGCCGAGGAUGUAACCUCCCAGGUCAUGAAAAAGGCUUGCCAGUCUGCAAAGAGGCGCAUGCGCGCCAUUCAAUGGGUUGCUGACUCGGUGCUGUGCUCCCCGGUAAUCAUGACAUCUUCGGAUUCUCAUUCUGCAUUGGCAAACGUCGCACCAACGCUUUUGGAUGAUGAGGAAUCAUUUCAUCACCUAUUUGGAAACGAGACGGAAAUGGUCAACCUGCUUCAGUGA
Messenger RNA from Echinococcus granulosus, 1128 nucleotides. RefSeq lists its product as hypothetical. The transcript has 8 exons. The record is from RefSeq and is a predicted model, not a curated record. Bases 1 to 1128 code for a protein of 375 amino acids. NCBI's taxonomy places the organism in Eukaryota, Metazoa, Platyhelminthes, Cestoda, Cyclophyllidea, Taeniidae.